AUGUCAUCAACUUCGCACCCGCUGGCCAUUCGGCCACUGCCUGCAGGCAAUAAGAAACCUAAAACCCUUGGCGAGUUCAUUGCCCGCGUCAAUGCCGAAGGUAGCAGCUUUCGGAACCUCACCGAGGAGGGACUGCGCCAGGAGAUCGAGGCCCAGGAGAAACAUGGCAUCGACGCCAACGACACAGAGAUGACGGACGCACUGGAUGACGAUGAGGGCGAGGGCAAAGCGCCGCAGUCCACCAAGGUCGAAGACCUUGUGGCGGCCCGACAAGAGGUCUUGCGCAAUGUUGAUUUUGCGCACCAAAACGCCAUGCUCACCCUCGAUUUCAUAUCUCUACUCCUCUCAAAAGAGACUCCGGUCCAAGCCGGCCUCACUCUCUCAGACAUUCUCCGUAGCACAGUCGGGAUAGGCACACUCGGAGCUGACAAGCUCGCGGCGUCCAACAUGACGGACGAGAAGGUGCAGGACAACAAGCUGGUUGCAACAGGAUGGAAGUUUGUGGAAAUCAACAACACCGUGGAGUCUCUGAUGCACUCUGCCACCCGUCUACAGAAGGAGAUCGACCUCGAGACCAAGUAUUGGGGCGAAGUUCUUGCGGCUAGUGAAAAUGGGUGGGCCGUUUCGAGGUUACCGCACGAGAGACACACCUUGGGUGUCAAGUACGGCUUUGACGAGGCAGCGCCGUACUUCCGCGCCAACAGUUUUGCGCCCAUGCGACGGAGCGAUACCGGAUCUGUCAGCCUCGACACGAAUCGAAUCGGCCAGCCCCGUCGGCUGGCCGCAACGAUCAAACAGGCCGGCAAGAUAGUUGGCCGUUCCUCCCCACGCCAGCCGCUCAGGGAUGAUGCUCCGCUCGAGGCCCGCGUCCGCCAGGCGCGUGACUCUAUCUUCGAUCAGGAGCUGUGGCAUGAACUCAACCGUGAGGGGCGCACACUGCUAUCCUACGGUGUUCGACUAGAGGACGGCUCGAUUAGUCUCGCGGUCGACGACCGGGAGGUUGUGCUCUCCCUAGACUAUAUCGAAGCCGAAAGCAUGCCGGAAGCCCAUGGCACUGACUCGGCGAGUGCAUUGGCAGAAACAACAUGUGCUACCUUGCGAUUGCUUCUCAGCUAUGCCCACAAGCAGAACAACCAGAAGCGCUCGCGACCCAAUCCGCUAGGGAGCAAUGCGAACCGUGGCAACAUGACGUACUCUCUAUUGCGACCUCUUCUGCUUCACUUCAAUCACGAACAAUCCGUCAAGAAAGCCACCCAAUUUGUAUCAGACCUGGUGCUGAUACUGCGUGCAGCUGGAGUCGUUUCAGCAAAAUACACACUGACGGAGCCACCCGCACCAGCCCUUAGCCCGAACCUCUCCUCCUCAGAAGCUCUGUAUAUCGCUCUGCUGAGCCCCAGAGACUUCCUCUUCGACGUGACCAUUUCUCCAGAAGUGCGACUCACGAUUCGAGGCAAAACGACCGUGGUGCCCACCGUCACUCAAUAUCUAAUCCAACUCCCUCUAGCCAACGCCCCCCAGGACCUACCGUCUCCUGACGACCUCGCGUCGCGGAAUUACCUACUACGCACUUUCCCCCCAGCUGAAAGCUACCCAGACUUGCGCGAAGCUGCAUCCUACACACGGCAGGCCGUGGCUCGCUAUCUCGCUUUUCAAGCAGAGUCCAUAGCGCAGGACGCGGAUAGCUCUCCGAAAGGAGGUUCUGGUCGCGCUUUAUGGGCGAGGUCGCUGAACGGUAGAGCAAUACACGACGUCCCGUUCCGGAAGCGCGAGCUGCAGAUCGAUGUCUGCAAGCCCCAUAGCCCAGACAGGUGGGACGAGAAAGACGAAUUGGACGAUCCUUCGCCUGGCCAAGAGGGCGACUUGACCCCCGAGUUGCGUGUUUACGCGUCUUGGACGGAUGGUGAUGACCAGGAUGGAGGCAGCAAGGUUUACCGUAAAUGGACGUUCUCGGCGGGAGAGGCGAGAACUGGCGCCCCGAUCCUGAAGCUUGAGAACAUUGUGCGAGGCUGCGUUUCAGAUCAGCUCAAGCCUGCGCUGGGCCAGAGGAAGUAG
Messenger RNA from Thyridium curvatum, 2052 nucleotides. RefSeq lists its product as uncharacterized. The record is from RefSeq and is a predicted model, not a curated record. Gene Ontology annotation, biological process: regulation of transcription by RNA polymerase II. Bases 1 to 2052 code for a protein of 683 amino acids. Gene Ontology annotation, cellular component: mediator complex; core mediator complex. The transcript has 2 exons. NCBI's taxonomy places the organism in Eukaryota, Fungi, Ascomycota, Sordariomycetes, Thyridiales, Thyridiaceae. Gene Ontology annotation, molecular function: transcription coregulator activity.